AUGGGUUGGGGUGAUUUGGGAGCUUUUGGAGAGCCUUCUAAGGAAACUCCUAACUUGGACCAGAUGGCUUCAGAAGGGUUGCUCUUCCUGGAUUUUUAUACUGCCAACCCCCUCUGUUCUCCUUCAAGGGCAGCCCUGCUGACAGGCCGACUCCCAGUGAGGAAUGGUUUUUACACCACGAAUGCACAUGCCAGGAAUGCAUUCACACCCCAGGACAUCGUAGGAGGAAUCCCAGAUUCUGAACUGCUGCUCCCAGAGUUGCUGAAGAAAGCUGGCUAUGUCAACAAGAUCAUUGGCAAAUGGCAUCUGGGUCACAGGCCCCAGUUCCACCCCCUGAGACAUGGGUUUGACGAGUGGUUCGGAUCCCCAAACUGCCAUUUUGGACCUUUUGAUAACAGAGCCCUCCCCAAUAUCCCUGUGUACAGGGACUGGGAGAUGAUUGGCAGAUACUACGAAGAUUUCAAAAUAGAUCUGAAGACAGGUGAAGCCAACUUGACUCAGAUCUACCUGCAGGAAGCUCUCGAUUUUAUUAGCAGGCAGCAGGCCAGCCAGCAGCCCUUCUUUUUAUACUGGGCAAUUGAUGCUACCCACGCUCCUGUUUAUGCCUCCAAACAUUUCCUGGGCACUAGUCAGAGAGGACUCUACGGAGAUGCUGUGCGGGAAAUCGAUGACAGCGUUGGAAAAAUCCUAAGCCACCUGCAGCAGCUGGGGAUCAGUGAGAACACUUUUGUGUUUUUCACCUCUGAUAAUGGGGCUGCUCUCAUUUCUGCUCCUCAACAAGGAGGAAGCAAUGGUCGUUUUCUGUGUGGCAAACAAACCACUUUUGAAGGUGGGAUGAGAGAACCAGCUAUUGCUUGGUGGCCUGGACACAUCCCUGCAGGACAGGUCAGCCAUCAGCUGGGCAACGUGAUGGAUCUCUUCAGCACCAGCCUCUCCCUGGCGGGGCUGGAGCCUCCUGCUGACAGACAGAUUGAUGGCAUCGACCUUUUACCUGCCAUGGUGCUGGGCAAGCUAAUUGACAGGCCCAUCUUCUAUUAUCGUGGCAACGAGAUGAUGGCAGUGAGAGUCGGGCUUUACAAGGCUCAUUACUGGACCUGGAGCAACUCCUGGGAGGAGUACAGCAAGGGUGUUGACUUCUGUCCUGGGCAGAAUGUUUCUGGAGUGACAACCCAUACACAGGAGGAGCACACUAACCUGCCACUGCUUUUCCACCUGGGGAGGGACCCUGGAGAGAAGUACCCUCUAAGCUUUGCCAGUGAUGAAUACCAGAGGGUUAUGGAGCGAGUAUCUGCUGUUGUGCAGCAGCACAAGGUGACGAUGGUGCCCGGGGAGCCGCAGCUCAACGUGUGUGACAAGGCUGUGAUGAAUUGGUCUCCUCCAGGCUGUGAGAAGCUGGGGAAAUGCCUGACUCCACCCAAGUCUGACCCAAAGAAGUGUGUUUGGCCUCACUGA
Messenger RNA from Chaetura pelagica (chimney swift), 1452 nucleotides. It is a transcript of the gene GALNS, whose product is annotated as galactosamine (N-acetyl)-6-sulfatase. Bases 1 to 1452 code for a protein of 483 amino acids. The transcript is spliced from 13 exons. Lineage: Eukaryota; Metazoa; Chordata; Aves; Apodiformes; Apodidae. The record is from RefSeq and is a predicted model, not a curated record. Gene Ontology annotation, molecular function: arylsulfatase activity; N-acetylgalactosamine-6-sulfatase activity.